AUGGCUUCGGGCCCCAUCCUGCGGCGAGCCGACGACACCGGGGGGGCAGGGGACGAGUGGAGCUCCCCCCAGGCCCCUUCCUCCUCCUCCUCCUCCUCCUCCGCCGCCCCUCCGCCCGCCGGGCCCCAGGGCUGCCCCGCGGCUGCCCCACGGCUGCCCCACGGCGUGGGGCCGGGCCGGGCCGGGCUGGCCCUGGCCGUGCUCUGCUUCAUCAACCUCCUCAACUACAUGGAUCGCUUCACGCUGGCCAGUGUCCUGCCGGAGGUUGAAGACUUCUUCGGCAUCGACGACAGCAGCUCAGGGCUGCUGCAGACAGCCUUCAUCGGCAGCUACCUGCUCCUGGCUCCUCUCUUCGGCUACCUGGGCGACCGCCGCAGCCGCAGGCAGCUGCUGGGGCUGGGCCUGGGGCUGUGGUCUGCAGUCACCCUGGGCAGCAGCUUCGUGCCCAGAGAGCGGUUCUGGGCCCUGCUGCUGGGCAGGGCCCUGGUGGGGGUGGGGGAGGCCUCCUACUCCACCAUUGCCCCCACCCUGAUCGCUGACCUCUACUGGGGACCCCCCCGCAGCAAGGCCCUGGGGGUCUUCUACAUGGCUGUGCCCCUGGGCAGUGGGUUGGGCUACAUCCUGGGGGCAAAGGUCAAGGAUGUGGCAAGCGAUUGGCGCUGGGCACUGAGG
This is a messenger RNA of Dryobates pubescens (Downy woodpecker), 672 nucleotides long. Its product is annotated as protein spinster homolog 1-like. NCBI's taxonomy places the organism in Eukaryota, Metazoa, Chordata, Aves, Piciformes, Picidae. Gene Ontology annotation, biological process: transmembrane transport. The annotation marks the transcript as partial. Gene Ontology annotation, cellular component: membrane. The transcript is spliced from 5 exons. Gene Ontology annotation, molecular function: transmembrane transporter activity. The record is from RefSeq and is a predicted model, not a curated record.